Molecule: messenger RNA, 800 nt
Organism: Zophobas morio
Lineage: Eukaryota; Metazoa; Arthropoda; Insecta; Coleoptera; Tenebrionidae
Gene: eIF3k
Product: eukaryotic translation initiation factor 3 subunit K
Exons: 3
Coding region: 103-750 (215 amino acids)
Biological process (GO): regulation of translational initiation
Cellular component (GO): eukaryotic translation initiation factor 3 complex; cytoplasm
Molecular function (GO): translation initiation factor activity; ribosome binding
Source: RefSeq, a predicted model, not a curated record
UGUCAUUGUACAGCGCCCUCUGUGACGUAAAAUCGAAGUUCUCUUUUUGGUCGUGUGUGCAAGCUGUAAAUAUCAUAUUUUUUGGAAAAAACCGGAAAAAACAUGGCAGAAGCAAUGAAACAGACCGUGGCACAAAUGCUGAAGGGUAUCGAACGGUACAAUCCAGACAAUUUACCCACGUUGGAGCACUACGUUGAAAUUCAGUCCCGCGAGAACGCCUACGACCUUGAAGCCAAUUUAGCUGUUCUCAAGUUGUAUCAGUUUAACCCCAAUAGCUUCAAUAUAGACAUCACCAGCCAAAUUUUACUGAAGGCUUUAACAAAUCUCCCAAACACGAAUUUCAUUUUGUGUAAAUGUUUAUUAAAUGAGCGACAGUUAUCUGAAGAACCCAUCAACGAAAUUAUUUAUUUGGCGGACAUUUUGGAACAGUGUGACUUCCAGCUUUUCUGGACGCGAAUCCACUCGUUGCCGGAAUUGACCCAAAAAAUCACCGGAUUUUUAGACUCUAUUAGAAAAUUCGUGUGUCACGUGGUUGGAAUCACGUAUCAGACCAUCGAAAAAGCGCAUUUAGCUGAAUUGUUGGGAGACGUGGAUGAUCUCACACUCAAAGUUUGGGUGAAUAAAUAUGGCUGGAAGGAGCAGGGUCAUCUGAUUUUCAUCGCCAACCAAGACGAGAACAUCAAAACGAAAAAUAUUAAUGAAAAAAUCGAUUUUGAUAGCGUGGGGGCCAUUAUGGCGUCCUGUCGCUAAAGUAUUCCUUUCGUAAUUAUUUUUAAUAAAUAAAUUGAUCAAAAAAAAAA